Cryphonectria parasitica EP155 is the source of this 567-nucleotide messenger RNA. RefSeq lists its product as uncharacterized. Bases 1 to 567 code for a protein of 188 amino acids. The record is from RefSeq and is a predicted model, not a curated record. The transcript has 2 exons. NCBI's taxonomy places the organism in Eukaryota, Fungi, Ascomycota, Sordariomycetes, Diaporthales, Cryphonectriaceae.
AUGCAUAGGCUUUUUUGGAGGUUAAUCCAGGAGGAGUCUUGGUACAGCACCUCUGAGCUGACGUGUCCGGGACACCAGGCAUUGCAACCGCAUCCGGAGGACCACCUCCAUUUGAGGCUGCACCGUGCUCGUUCGGUCGUUCUUACGGCACAAGAGCUCACCGAGAUACGCGCCGCCCAGCGGACCUUUGAGGGUGCAUAUAUGCGGACGGCACUGUCGCAGUUCUCAUUCGCACUCAUCAUCCUCAAGAUCUUCACCAGCGAGUUCUAUGCGAUAGGAGCGCUUUUCGCCGCGUAUGGGGCAGCCAUCCUACUUGUGGCCAUCUUCCGGCGGUACGAGGGCAACAGGCAGUUCUUCGAUCAGGAGGAAUCGGACUCGGAGACGGAUGAUGACGACGGCGAGGGGCUCGACGGGCAGGGUGGCGAUGCCGCCGCCGCUAGGGGACGCCGCCGGGUGCAGACGAUCAGGAAGAGGUUCCGGACCAGCGGAAAUAGUGUCACCCUCCUGACUGUCUUGAGUCUGGGGGCGUAUAUCACACUCAUGGUGCUGAUGCUGCGGCUCAGCUAA